Messenger RNA from Auxenochlorella protothecoides, 2172 nucleotides. RefSeq lists its product as hypothetical. Gene Ontology annotation, molecular function: calmodulin binding; sequence-specific DNA binding; DNA-binding transcription factor activity. Gene Ontology annotation, biological process: regulation of salicylic acid biosynthetic process. The annotation marks the transcript as partial. Lineage: Eukaryota; Viridiplantae; Chlorophyta; Trebouxiophyceae; Chlorellales; Chlorellaceae. Gene Ontology annotation, cellular component: nucleus. The transcript has 17 exons. The record is from RefSeq and is a predicted model, not a curated record.
CCACCCCCUUCCCCGCAGCGCUUCGCACGAGCCUACAUCGCCGACUUCAACUCACAGCCAGACCUCGCCCGCUGUGUGGGCUGCGAUCCGGGUGACAUCCGGGACGUCACUGCAAAACUCCUUUGCAAAUAUUUCGCGGAUGGCAGACGGACUCCCCGGAGUCCACGGCUUCGCCUUCAGUUCACCCACGACUGCCUGUACCAUUCCUGCUCCGAUCCGGCCUGCGAGCUUUGCCGGCAGAGCCAGUACAGGCGGUGCAACCGGACCUUUGCCAGGAAGUAUCUGUCGGGGGAUGUGCUGAAGGCCACCUGCAACGCCAACAUCAAGGUCCAGGUCAUUGAUGAGGAGACCGAGCGUCCGGUGCACGAUGUCAGCCUGCUGGCCGGGCUGGAGCUGCAGUUCUUCGUCCUGGAUGGCAAGGUUGCUGAGCUGCAGGGCAGCCUUGAGUCCGGCACCGAUCUGGAGCCCUACAUGCUGCUCUUCAACCACCAGAAUCUCCCACUCCUCAUGGCGAGGCAGCUGGGCGCCGGCUCGGAUGGCUUCGUGCGGCUGCCCCUCAGCUCAGCCUCCCUGGCGCUGCCUGACCUGGCGGUGACCGGGUCCUCAGAGGCCCUGCUCAAAGGGCAGAAGCCGCCACUCAUCCUGGCAGCCCGGGCGGUGGACGCUGCGGGGAAGAUCGCGGAGCAGAUUCUCCCGAUCUUCUCGGAGGGAUUUGUGGUGGCAACCCCUCGGGUGCGGACCGCCGCCAAGAACGACAUUCCACAUUGCGAGGACAAUGUCUGCAAGAUCAAUGCGGUGGGGAAUGCGACGCAGACCAAGCUGAAGGACCUGGCCCGGGCUGCCGCAGAUGCGGGGAUCGGCAGCUUUGCGUUCCCUUUCCACAGCGUGAACAAGGUCCGGGAGCUCCAGGCUCUCAUGGUGUGGGCGGAGGAGAGCUUGGAGCGCUGCGACGCCACCAAGAAGAUCCUGAAGCUGACAAAAGGCUGGGAGGAGGCUCGGGAGCAUGUGUUCAAGGCCGUGGAGAGCGACACCCGGCUGCGGCUUUGGAGCAGCCUGCCCUCGGGCAGCCUGGUGGGCCUCCUCUUCCCUACCAGCGGCGCCACGCCCCUGCUGGACAGCCCCCUGGCCCUGGUGGAGGAGGGCCACGAGCGCGAGGAGGCAGGACCCGUGGUCCGAGCCGUCAUGCUGGGCAAGGGGGAGGGCGAGGUGUCGCUCGGCGCGGUGCGAGAGCUGCUGGCGGAGGCGCAGGCCUCCUGGUCUCGGCGCGGCCACCCCGGCUGGUCCAUGCUGCCCAUGGACAGCGAGAGCUUCUCCGCCUCCUGCUCCCGCCACAUCUCCAUCGUCCUCCCGCUGAGCCUGCUGGAGGGCGCGCGCCUGUGGCAGCUGGACAGCCUGGGCACGCUCCGCUCCGAGGUGCUGGGCGCGCCCCCGCACGACCCCGGCGCGGAGGGUGGGCUGUCGCCCGUGAACAAGCGGGCCCGGACGGGCCCCAUCAGGCCAGAGCCGCGCCUGGCCUCCAUCCCCAGCAACCCCCUGCUCCUGUCCAAGCUGCUGAGUCUGGGGCAGGCCGGGCAGGACCAGCUGCGCAACCUUUACUUGCCAUCAUUGUCCCGCCUGCUGGAUGGUAUGCCCAGCGGCCCCAACUUCCAGAUGAUCGAGCAGCCGCCCCUGGGGCUUGAGAGCCUGGCACCCCCCUCUCCCUCAAUCGACUACGCCGCCAUGCUCAGGCCCAGCAGCCAGGCGCUGGAGCAGCUGCUCAAAGCGGCGGGGCGCUUCGACUACGCCUCCCACCUGCUCGACCGGGACGGCGGCGGGCACCACCCCCACCACCCCCAGCAGCACCCCCACCAUGGGCGCGAGGAGGGGCGGCUGGGCAUGCCGCCGCUGGCGCUGCUGGGUGACCAGGGGCUCGACCCCGAGGUAGGGCCCCGCGAUCACGUGGCGACGGGGCCGGGGCUGGGCGAGGCGCAGGCCUCGGCGGAGCAGGAGCUGCUGCGCAACCUCAUAGACAUCACUCGGCGCUCGGAGCACGACGCGGGGCGCUGGGCGCCAGAGAGCCAGGGGGAAGCCGUGGGCUGGGGCAGGCUGUUGUCCAUGGAGACGCACCCGGAGUGGUCGCGGCCCGUCCAGGAAGUCCACACAACCAUGGGUCCGGUGCUGCGCCCAGACUAG